AAAUGAAGGUGGCGAGCAACUUCUGGAUCUCGGGUUCACACCCAAGCUGGUUGGCUCUUCCGUGACAAGAAGUGAAGAUAAAUUCGACCUGUACAGUGUGACGACAAAAGGUCGAAUAAGCAGGAAAAAGAGCACGAGUUAAACUGUUCACUUCACUAUAGUUAAUAUCGAUACAUUUAUUCUUCGUGUUGUACCCUUGGAAUUUUUCUAGCAUAACUCGUUAGGGCUUGACGAAACUGGCACCGGCUACCCCCAGUAGAGAAACAUGUUCGUGCAGCAAAUUCAAUAUCUAUAGAAGCCUGUGGAAUGACUUAGCAUGGCACAAAUGUAAUUACUAUGAGCCUGUGAAAGGUGAUUUACUAUGAGGCUUUUACCAAGGAACCCCACAUCUGAUAUCGAUACGGGUCGCUGAUAAGCCCGCAAUCGGACAUUUUCGCAUCGGGGGCGACUUCACUUGUUCAACUACCUCUUCUGUGUCAUCAUAGCUGGCCCAGCAUGACCACUGUUUUCACCAACGGGCGCUUCUUCACGGGGAGCGGCAGUGGUGGCCAGGACGAUGCCUCUUUUGAAGAAUGCAUGGUCAUCGAGAAUAACACAAUCACCCAUGUUGGCAGCGUGACCGACGACGCAGUCACCCAGGCAAAAGCGAAUGGUGCUGCCGUCCAACAUCUCGGGAGUAAAUAUAUUCUUCCUGGGUUUAUAGAUGGGCAUAUGCAUCUGCUUCUUCUAGGUCAAUCGCUCCAGAAACUCGAUCUCGACGGCUGUACGAAUCUCAACGAGAUCCGUACCACUGUCAGUGCAUAUGCAAAAUCUCAUCCAGAGACUCCUCGGAUUCUGUGCAAAGGCUGGAUGCAGAGCAUGACAGAUAACGAAGCUCUAGCAUCAAUGCUGGAUGAUCUUGACUCUCGCCCAAUCUAUAUCGAUGCUAAGGAUCUGCAUUCAACCUGGUGUAACUCGGCAGCACUCCGGGAAUUAGACGUUGACGGCAUGGCUGAUCCUCCCGGUGGAACAAUACAUCGAGAUGAAAAUGGUAAAGCAUCGGGGCUCCUCAGUGAAGCUGUUGUCUUCUCGUUGAUUUGGCCACAUCUCGCACGUGUCGCUUCCAUGGAGGACAAAUUGAAUGCACUGCGCGGUGCUAUCUCUGCAUAUACUGCUUGUGGAUAUACGGGCUUGGUUGAUAUGGCAAUGGAUGAUAAUUCCUGGGAGACUCUUCUGAUAUUACGACAGCAGGAGCAAUUGACUCUGCGGAUCGCUGCUCACUGGCUGAUCGUUCCCUCGACAGACCCUAGCGCGGAUCUCGCACAGGUAGAGAGAGCAAUUGAGCUCCACGGCAAAUACAACCUACAAACUUCACCUGAGUUUCGCAUUGCAGGAAUCAAAGUCAUCUGUGACGGUGUUAUCGAUGGAUGCACGGCCGCCCUUCUCGAGCCGUAUACUCUGAAUGGCAUCUCAUGCGAUCCGCUCUGGCCAGCAGAAAAGCUUGAGCCAGUGGUGCGACGCGCAGUGCAAGCAGGGUUACAAUGCGCGUUGCAUGCCAUUGGCGAUGCCACUGUGCACACUGUGCUGAAUGUUCUCGAGGCGCAUGCCAAUCGGGACGGCCGUCACCGAAUCGAGCAUCUCGAAAUGACGACGGCUGAAGACGCAGCGCGGCUGGGUAAACUCGGUAUCACGGCAUCUGUGCAACCGGUGCAUUCAGACCCGGAUAUUCUCCGAGCGUGGCCGUCACUUAUCGGACAUGAGCGGUGUCGUCGAGCAUUCGCAUACCGAGACUUUUUGGACGGCGGAGCUACUUUGGCCUUUGGUUCCGACUCUCCCACAGCGCCGUUUAAGCCAUUCCCCAAUGUGUACACGGCGACGACAAGGAAGUCUGCCCGGCUGCCCGACUCAGAUGAGACCGUGAAUCCCAACUUCGCGUUGCCGUUGGUCACGGCCAUGACAGCUGCAACGGCUGGGGCGGCAUAUUCGUGUUUUGCAGAUAGCAUUACCGGGAGGUUGCAAACAGGGCUGAGUGCUGAUUUUGUUGUGGUGGAUAUGGUGUGGUCGAAAGAUAAAUUAUUACAGGCAACUGUAGAGGAAACUUGGUUCAACGGAGUGAAUGUGUUUCGGGCGAAGACAAACUAGGGUGUACAUAUCAAUUGAUGACAUCUGUUGCUGAUUGCCAACUGAUAUUGAGAACGGAAACUGUAUAUAUUGUAUGAUACAGAUAGAAUUGCUGUUGUACAUGCAUUAUCUGUGCGGAUAUUCUGUACUUCUCGUUUGGCAUAUAUUCGCUCAAAAUGAACUGAUA
This is a messenger RNA of Talaromyces proteolyticus, 2287 nucleotides long. Its product is annotated as amidohydrolase 3. The transcript has a single exon. Lineage: Eukaryota; Fungi; Ascomycota; Eurotiomycetes; Eurotiales; Trichocomaceae. Gene Ontology annotation, molecular function: hydrolase activity, acting on carbon-nitrogen (but not peptide) bonds. The coding region runs from base 496 to 2121 and encodes 541 amino acids. The record is from RefSeq and is a predicted model, not a curated record.